AUUCGGGUAUAUUGAACAAAAGAUCAAAAAGAUCUAUUUGAAUCAAUUGUUGAUACACGAUCUCAUGAACAAUAGUGUUUUUCAGUGUCAAUAGCCUAGUAUACAUACACGAACACGUAUCAAUGGUGAAUAAUUAUCUUGAAUUCUUGAAUUGAACAUCAUUGAAUGGUUGAAUUCGAAUCACGCGCAAUAUGUUGCAUCUAGUGCUGCACUCUGCGUAGGACUUGAAUCAUUUCGUUAUCUUGGUAUAUUAUUUUGGAGCCACAGUGGGAGAUACAAGUCAAGAAUCAAAAGUUUGUCUUUUAUUCUCUACCAAAAUACCAAUAAAACUCUUAUAAACAUUUGAAUCGUGAUGAAAAACUACUAUACUUAUUGUGUUUGAAAUUGAAAACAAGUUAUAGUGCAUUAAUAAAUUGCUAGAAUAGAUAUUUAAAUAAAAUAAUACCGCAUAAAACUCAAUGCACAUCACUCAUAUUUUUUGAGGUUACAACCCCUCCCCCUCUGCAAGAAGGCGCGUCUUAUGAAUGAAACAUCUUAAAAAUCUGUUGAAUAUAAACUUGACCAGCCCCUAACUUCAGAAAGCUAAAUUGCUCGUGAGAAUUUUUGUCCGCAUUCUAUUCUGAAUGAAGCUAUGUGAACGUUCAAGAAACACCUAGGGUAGGAUACUGUAAUGCUAUCAACAAAUUGUCGCAGGAGGUUUUGACCCUCGUUGCGCAGCAUCUUCGUGGUAUGGUUCUGUACUCUUUAUUGCCGGAGGAAAGUUAAUUGUUAUGGCUGACCAAGACUACGAUAUGGGCCCUACCACGGAGAUGAUGGUAAAUGAUUUUGAUGACGAAAGAACACUUGACGAAGAAGAAGCCUUAGAAGGAAGCGAAGACUCUCACAACGAGUUGUCCAACUUACAAAAGGAAGGAGAUAUGCCGUUGAAAGAUUUACUCGCGAUGUAUGGUUACGGAGAUCCAUCCACAGAGAAUUCCAAUAGUUCCGACCGAAUAUUGCCGUCGACUGGAUGUGAUGAUGAAGUGGAUGGUCAAUCUUCCGAUAAAGGAGAGGGAGAUGGUGAUGCUGAUAUAGAUGGUGAUGGGGAUGGUGAUGCAGAUGACGACGAGGAGGAUGUGGAUCGGACAAGUAAUGAACCGGACUUGAAGCAAUUCUAUACUGAAAUGGUGAAAGCAGAAGAGGCAGGGACCAUCGACAGAGAUGGUAUCGGCAGUGGAAGUGGGGGUUCAUCGAGACUCCUGCGCAGCGUCUCACGUCCUCAGAGUGAGGAGGAAGAGGAUGACUGCGAUUAUAGUCCUGAUGAAGAUGAAUGGAAGAAAACAAUAAUGGUGGGGAGCGACUAUCAGGCUGCAAUCCCAGAGGGUUUAUGUCGCUAUGACGACGCUCUGCCUUAUGAAAAUGAAGACAAGAUGUUGUGGGACCCGAGCCACAUAGCUGAAGAAGAGACCGAAGAGUUUUUAGAACGAGCUCAGUUAGCUGCAGUGAAAGGAAAUACGAUACCCGCCGGUUCCCACGUUAGAGACGACGAACAGGCUUUGUAUUUGCUACUGCAAUGUGGGUACAACCUCGAAGAGGCUCUGCGAAGGCGCAGAAUGAACGUUAUUCCAUCUACAGAUGCUGUUAGCCUCUGGUCCGAAGAAGAAUGCCAUAAUUUUGAAACCGGACUCCGCACGCAUGGAAAAGACUUUCACCGUAUACAAAAAUACAAGGUGAGAACGAGAUCCGUGGGAGAACUGGUACAAUUUUAUUAUCUAUGGAAAAAGACGGAAAGGCAUGACAUUUUCACUUACAAGGCGCGCAUCGAUAAAAAAAAGUAUUCUCUACAUCCUGGCAUCACCAGGGACUAUAUGGACCGUUUCCUGGAAGAACAAGAGGGGGUUCGAGACCGUAGCAGUUCACCAAACAAUCACUACCUCCAUCAUUCAGACUCAAAGCGACAGCGUUCGAGUUUAAGCACAGGGAUAAAUGAGAUGGAUACAAAACAAGUGGUGGAUUCUUGGUCGAGUAGCGGAGCCGUCGAUCCACUGAGAGAUCCGAGCAAUUCUCUGCCUCAGGUUACAACUGCAAAUACAUUCACAACAACAACAACACCACCAACAACAACGGUGACGGUGACAUUAACAGCAACAACAACAACAGUAACAACAACGACGACGACAACAACAAUAACGACGACAUCGACUUCUUCUUCUGGAAAUUCCCGGCAUACGGAAUAUACGUCUCAUGCGAUUCACGAAGGACCAGUAGAGGAAAGAACAUCUCGACCCCACGCUACCAAUAAUCAUGGAACCAUACAGGACGAAGCUAUGGUAGAAAGCAACAACUUGUCGUCGCCAGAGAAUAUUCUUCCUCAUCUCCCACCUUAGCAAUUUCUAAUCGAUGACGAUCGCCAAUCACCAAUAUACAUGAAAGCACUUCACUGUCGACCAUUAUUAAUGAAAGCAUUACCAGUACUGUCGUAACGCAUAAUGUUCGUCAAAAUGAGACGAAUAAUAUUAUUAUAUUUUUCUACUGCAUAAUAAUUAUUAACUGAAAUAUU
Molecule: messenger RNA, 2539 nt
Organism: Athalia rosae (coleseed sawfly)
Lineage: Eukaryota; Metazoa; Arthropoda; Insecta; Hymenoptera; Athaliidae
Product: mesoderm induction early response protein 1-like
Exons: 5
Coding region: 771-2366 (531 amino acids)
Biological process (GO): negative regulation of transcription by RNA polymerase II
Cellular component (GO): nucleoplasm
Molecular function (GO): histone deacetylase binding; transcription corepressor activity
Source: RefSeq, a predicted model, not a curated record